Molecule: messenger RNA, 2635 nt
Organism: Oncorhynchus gorbuscha (pink salmon)
Lineage: Eukaryota; Metazoa; Chordata; Actinopteri; Salmoniformes; Salmonidae
Product: stromelysin-3-like
Exons: 8
Coding region: 141-1619 (492 amino acids)
Biological process (GO): collagen catabolic process; proteolysis; extracellular matrix organization
Cellular component (GO): extracellular matrix
Molecular function (GO): zinc ion binding; metalloendopeptidase activity
Source: RefSeq, a predicted model, not a curated record
UGUAUUUGAAGUAAGAGAACAAAGAAUCAGAACCUAUAUAAGAAUGUCCCCAAGACGCUGCGCAGUCACUCUUUGCCAUUAGAGAGAGCAGAGAAGAUUACUGCCGGUGCACUCUGCGUCCACGGGUCCAGAAGAAGAAGAUGAUGAUGAUGCUGACUUCUAUCCUUCUACCCUACGUCUUUACGCUGCAGUGCCUCCGAAGCAUGCACUGUUCGCCAGUGCCAGAAGGAAGCAGGUACCAAGCGGCGCCGGGAUGGCUCCAAAGGUCUGAUCUCCACAACCUGAAGAAGAGAGGAAGAGCCCAUCCUCAGGACACACUCAAAGACACAGCCUUGACCAGAGGAGACCCUAUAAGAGCAGCCCUGGUAACUAACAGCACUGAGGUGUCUAACCGCCCCCGCUGUGGCGUCCCUGACUACCCCAUGCUGAAAGAUGUCCUCUACAGGGGGAAACACAGGCAGAAACGCUUUGUCCUGUUCGGGGGGCGCUUGGAGAAGACUGACCUCACCUACAAAGUGGUUCGCUUCCCCUGGCAGAUGAGUGAGGACAAGGUGCGGCGUGUCCUGCAGGAAGCACUGAGAGUGUGGAGUGAGGUCACACCCCUCACCUUCACUGAGGUCAGCAGUGGAAAGGCUGACAUUGUCAUCGACUUCACCAGGUACUGGCAUGGAGAUAACCUGCCCUUUGAUGGGCCUGGGGGCAUUCUAGCCCAUGCCUUCUUCCCCCAGACCCACAGGGAGGGCGACAUCCAUUUUGACUAUGAUGAAGCAUGGACCCUUGGCAACUACAUGGGCACAGACCUCCUCCAAGUGGCUGCUCAUGAGUUUGGGCAUGUUCUGGGCCUGCAGCACUCCCGGGAACCGGGUGCAGUGAUGUCCCCUUAUUACAGCUUCUCCUAUCCCCUAGAGCUGAGCGAGGAUGACAAGCUGGGGAUCCAAUACCUGUACGGCCAUCGUCCACAUAUCCCGCCCCCAUCUCCACUAUCACCACCGCCACAAAUCACCACAGAGACCAAUGAGAUCAUUAGUAGUAUCCCUGACGUCUGCCAGACAGACUUUGAUGCUGUGUCUAUGAUCCGUGGGGAGCUGUUUUUCUUUAAAUCAAGCUAUGUGUGGCGCAUUCGGGAGGGGCGGCUGGAGGCGGGCUACCCCGCGCUGGCGUCCCGCCAUUGGAGGGGGAUUCCAGAGAGCAUUGAUGCUGCCUUUGAAGACCAAUCAGGGAGUAUCUGGUUCUUUCAAGGUCAAAGCUACUGGGUGUUUGAUGCAGAGAGACAGAUCACAGGGCCAGAACCUGUGCGGAGGCUCGGCCUGUCAGUCUCCCACAUCCAGGCAGCCCUGCUCUGGGGCCAGGACAGCAGUUACAACACCUACUUCUUCAAGUCAGGCAGCUACUGGAGGUUCAGCCCCAAGGAGAACCGCGUCCACUCUGUCUACCCUCGCAACAUGCAGGACUGGAGCGGCAUCCCCAGUGAUGUAGACGCAGCCUUCAAGGACCAACACGGCUAUGCCCACUUUAUCCGAGGGAGGCAGUACUGGAAGUUUGAUCCUGUGGAGAUGAAUUUACUACAGGGGUAUCCUCGCUAUAUUGGAAUGGACUUCUUUGGCUGCCUAAAUGCAUGAAUAAUCAGUAUUAAGUGAUGCCGCUGUCUCAAGAUCAAACCCAAGUCCAGGUUUAGUCCAACUAUGCUCUCGUACUGAUGCUCUUCAAAUACAACAUUGUAAUGUUGUGCAUUUUUUGGGGAACAAGACCAUUGCAUCGACAGAGGCUUCUUCAUCUUCUUCCAAAUGUUGAAGAAACAAACUAUUUAGAAAGAGACUUUAUUUCUUUUACUUGAGUGAGUUCCAAAAAAUGUGUGUUCUUCCUCAAAUAUGUUUUUGUUUAAUCAUGAUCUUAACACUUUGAACGGACUAGAUCCCUUUUUCUUCUCAGGGAAACACAAAUUCAAAUGUUUCCUCAGAGGUUGGACUUCAUGUGCAGCUAUGUACUUGUAUUUAUUUGUUACUGGGUUCGGUUCUAUGGUCAGAAGUUGCAUUGUUCAAGACCCAUGGACUGACAGUACAGUGCCAUCUACAGUCCAGUACCAACCAAUUGCAGGAGGUUCUUUUUAACUAUAUUAUGAUGUAUAAUUUACUCCAGAGAUGUUGCAGCAUAAACAUGUUUGCUUUAUUCUUAAAGGCAAAUAUGUCUAAAGCACUGCAAUUAAGGUGCUAAAUCUGUUAAUCACUGACAAUCAGGGACACCGUUUGUUCUCAAAUGUUUUGAACACUUACUCACAGUCUUAUAUGUAUGACAUCAAGUACAUUAUCUCGUCACUUUUAAUUUCUCUCUAAGAUGAAUAUACUUAAUUCAAUAAUGUUCCAUCCAUGGUGCUCUCAGUCAGUGCAAAGGGAUGGGGUGAACUUGGUACUGCAUUAUGUGGAUCUAAGCCAUGAGGAUAAGUUACUUUUUGGAUGACUGCAGUUUGUCAGUGCAGGACACUGAUAUAUCUGCUUUACUGUAAAAUACACUACCGGUCUAAAGUUUUAGAACACCUACUCAUUCAAGGGUUUUUAUUUAUUUAGACUAUUUUCUACACUGUAGGAUAAUAGUGAAGACAUCUAAACCAUGAAAUAGCACAUACUGUAUGGAAUCAUGU